UAAAAUAAAGGCGCUCACUUUUCUACUCUUAAAUCCUCAGUUCCUCACUCUCUCUACUCAAUUCAAAUUUUUAACAUUACUAAACUAAAACUAAACCCCCAAAUUUCCAUUUCUCUCAAAUUUAUUUUCUAGGGUUUUAACACCAACACAAACCCUAAAAUUACAGUUUUCUUUGUUAAAAUUGCAAUUUCUAGUUCAUUUAAACAUUGAUGAUCUUAUCGGAUCCAUCAAUGGGAUUAUUAGCAGCGAGUGGAGGCGACACAGUGAAAUUAUUUGAUGUAUCAGAAGAAGCUGGAGAUCGCUGCAUUUUGAGUUACACUCCUUCUCCGAGUUAUCUGGUUAACUCAGUCAAAUGGAACCACACUAAUUUGGUUGUUGCUAGUGCUGGAGAGGAUAAGAAGAUAUCGUUAUGGAGAAAAAAUGGGCAGAGUAUGGGGACUAUUCCGGUUACUGGGACUGAUGGUGGAGACAAUAUUGAGGAAUCGAUAUCCAUGAUUAGCUUUAGUAACAAGGGAUCUAGAUACUUAUGCUCAGGGGGAAGUGGUCAAGUUGUGAAAGUAUGGGAUCUACAGAGGAAGCGCUGUAUUAAAUGGUUGAGGGGUCACAUCAGUACAAUAACUGGCGUUUUAUACAAUUGCAAAGAUGAGCAUUUGGCUUCUAUAAGUCUAAGUGGUGACCUUAUUCUUCAUAACCUCGCAUCUGGCUCAAGGGCAGCAGAAUUCAAGGACCCUUACGAACAGGUACUACGGGUGCUUGACUAUUCAAGGAUCAGCCGGCACCUUUUGGUGACUGCAGGUGAUGACGGGUCUGUUCAUUUGUGGGAUACAACCGGUCGCCAACCAAAGGUUUCAUGGUUGAAGCAACAUUCUGCCCCAACAGCUGGCAUUAGCUUCUCACCAUCAAAUGACAAGAUAAUAGCUAGCGUCGGACUGGAUAAAAAGUUGUACACUUUUGACUCCGGGUCUAGAAGAUCCUCAUCUUGCAUAUCUUAUGAGGCACCUUUCUCUUCAUUGUCAUUCAGGGAUGAUGGCUGGAUUCUAGCAGCUGGAACAAGCAAUGGCCGGGUGGUGUUCUAUGAUGUUCGUGCGAAACCACAGCCUUUCAAUGUUCUUCUUGCUAAUAGCAGUUCAGAGGCCGUUACAAGUUUAUGCUGGCAAAGAUCAAAACCAGUUGCGGUAAAUGAGAGCCACUGCUCUGCUGAGACUGCUCUUCUGGGAGGUGCUGUUGAAGAUUCCGUUCUUAUGCCUGACCCACUUCCCUCUGUCACAUCAUCAGGUGCUUCACUAUCCACGGUGGUGUCAAGUUCUCGUAAUCCUGGGCGUCCAAAUUUUGAUUCAUCAUAUCUUACAUCAACCAGUAGUGGAUCCGCAUCAAGCACCCACAAUUUAUCUUCAGCCGAGGAAACACCAUUGAGAAACCAUCUACGCCCAAGUGGAAUGCUGUCAAGAUUAAAUGCCCCGCGUGGUAGCUAUAAUUUUAAGGAUGAUAUGGACGUAUUUUCACCUGUUGUUGAUGUCCAGCCUAUCACACCGUCACUUGAUAAGCUAUGGGGUGAUAACGAUGGUGCCAAAAAAGAUAGUUUACUACUAGAUAAGAAGCCCUCUUCCAUGUUUCCUUCAUCCACUAGGAGAUUCGAUGAUGCAGCAAUUGAUCAUCCAAUAUUUGACUGGAAAACGAGCUCGACUUCCAGACAGGAAGAGACCCGAACUUCUUCAUUUACAUUUGGAGAAUCUUCUCCUGCUCCAUCUUCGAAGAGUGAAGAAUCCUCCAUCACCCCUCCAGAAGCUUGGGGCGGUGAGAAAAUAUCUGACAAACCUGUCCUCCCACGCCAAUCGCUCUCUCGUUUUGGGCUGUUAGCUUCUGGGGGUUCGACAAUGUUUUCUGGUUUUCAAGAUCUGUCCUCUUCAACAAGUCAGACAAUUACAACUUCAUUGACGAAUUUUAACUUGAGCUUUCCAAAUAUACGCACCGAUAUUUCUUCAAAUCAGGAGACUUUAACAGGAUUUCCAGAACUUACCUCUUCUAGUUCCAUGUCUCAAUCUAUGGGUACCAAAAGUAUUAUUGGACCAGCUAACCUCGAUAUGCCAGGACUGGGUACUUUGACACUCCCUCGUAAGUUUUCAACUUAUGCUGAGAGGAUAAGCACUGCUUCUUCCUUGGGUGAUGGGAUAUCCCUCGCAGUGAACUCACCAAAAAUGAAGAAAACCGGAUCUGAGACCAGGGAAGAACUUUUGAGCAGCCUGCUAUCGAGGUCUGACUCAUUGGCUACAACAGAACCUGGAAGUUUCCCAGCAACAAAUGGAGGAAUCUCGCAAGCAAAUAAAGCUCAUCAGCUCGAUCCACAUCAGGGAAGUUCUUUCACCCUUCAGCUUUUCCAACGUACUCUUGAAGAAACUCUCGAUUCAUUCCAGAAAUCCAUCCAUGGCGACAUGAGGAACAUUCACAUCGAAAUUCUAAGGCAAUUUCAUAUGCAAGAGACAGAAUUUUCGAGUGUGAUGAGCUCAAUUCUGGAAAAUCAAGCUGAAAUGAUGAAAGAAAUAAAGUCUCUCCGUAAAGAAAACCAAGAGCUUCGCCAAUUGCUUUGAGAAAUUUGGAGCUGUGUCUAUAUUUUUACAACUUUUGGCUGACUUUUGGAAUUUUGUAGUUUUAAUAGUUCUGCUGUUUAAUUCCAGCCUUUUGUUACAUCAGUAAAUACAGUUGCUUCGUACAGCAAUAGUGCUGAAAAUUUGGAGGAGCGUUAAACAUUGAGGACGAGGAUAUCAAAUUCAAAGUAAGGGAUCGUAUUGAUUCUCUUUUAGACGAUUCGUUGGAGGUGGGAUUCUUUAUCUCUUGAGCGUGUAAAUAUAUGUUUUUUAGCUUAUGAAAAUAGGGCUUCAAUUUGAUGUA
Mercurialis annua (annual mercury) is the source of this 2886-nucleotide messenger RNA. Its product is annotated as protein NEDD1. Gene Ontology annotation, molecular function: protein binding; gamma-tubulin complex binding. The record is from RefSeq and is a predicted model, not a curated record. NCBI's taxonomy places the organism in Eukaryota, Viridiplantae, Streptophyta, Magnoliopsida, Malpighiales, Euphorbiaceae. The coding region runs from base 210 to 2585 and encodes 791 amino acids. Gene Ontology annotation, cellular component: kinetochore microtubule. The transcript has 10 exons. Gene Ontology annotation, biological process: regulation of phragmoplast microtubule organization; regulation of mitotic spindle organization; regulation of microtubule nucleation.